Molecule: messenger RNA, 3033 nt
Organism: Oryzias latipes (Japanese medaka)
Lineage: Eukaryota; Metazoa; Chordata; Actinopteri; Beloniformes; Adrianichthyidae
Gene: klhl22
Product: kelch-like family member 22
Biological process (GO): proteasome-mediated ubiquitin-dependent protein catabolic process; protein monoubiquitination; positive regulation of TORC1 signaling
Cellular component (GO): cytosol; polar microtubule; nucleus
Molecular function (GO): protein binding
Source: RefSeq, a predicted model, not a curated record
GAUCACCGCCUGACAACAAAAGUAAACAGACUUAUUUUGAUAUGUCGGAAAUCAGGCAGCUGCGGUACUUCUACUCUAUAAUGGAUUUCGUCUCAUUAUAACCAAACCUGAAUAGCAAAACUCAAAUACUCUGAACGGCAUUCUGAACGUUGUACUCAAGUUAUUUUAAAAAGUUAUAAAACGUCUGACUCUGUAUCUUUUUUAAUCAUUUCGUUGUACGUUAAAUCAACUACUAGCAUGCUAGUCGUCAACUGUGAUGUCGGCUAACGCAACAGAGCACAACACCCGGGAAAACAAGUGCAGUUGGUCGGCGGGAUCAGCUCUAAGUCAUGUUGGCACCGGGCAGAUAAAAGCGAUGAAACCCGAAGGUCAGCGUGUUGUCAUGGCUGAGGACGGAGCAAAGAGUGCGGUCGGAGGACGCGCUGGCUCGUCAGACUGUCCCGGCCGACAGAUCUUCAGGAGUUCAGCCCACUUUCGCAGCCUGCAGGACGGCCUGCUGUCGCUCAGACAGAUGGGGAUCCUGUUCGACGUCGUCCUGGUGGUGGAGGGUCGACCCAUCCAAGCCCACCGCAUCCUCCUGGCAGCCGCGUGCGAUUAUUUCAGGGGGAUGUUUGCCGGAGGCCUCCGGGAAACGCAGCAGAAAGAGAUUCUUAUUCACGGAGUAUCUCACAUGGCCAUGAAGAAACUACUCGACUACAUCUACACUGCAGAGAUUGAAUUAGACCUGGAUUGUGUCCAGGAAGUCCUGAUAGCUGCCACCAUGGUGCAGCUUGAAAGUGUCAUCGGCUUCUGCUGUGACUUCCUUUACUCCUGGCUGGAUGACAGCAGCAUUUUAGAGGUGCUCCAGCUUGCGGAUCUCUUUGAGCUGCAGCAGUUGAAAGACCGAGUCCGCUCCUACAUCCUCAACAACAUUCAAACUUUGUCUCGAAUGGAUGUGUACCGAAAGCUCCCUGAAGAGGAGAUCUUUAGAGCUCUGAGCAGUGACCAGCUUCAGGUGACCAGUGAAAACGAGGUGUACGAGGCGGCUCUUUAUUUUCACUUUAGUCCUGAGGAGGUGGAAGCUGAUAAGGUGCAUCUGCAGGUCAGUCUCAAGGACAACCUCAAGAUGCUUGAAGCUGUGCGGUUCUGCCUCAUUGAGAGACGAGUGUUGCAGAGACUGCACAGCAGGCUGGACCAGUGUCCUCUGAAGCAAUCGGUCUCAGCUGCGCUGCGGUACCAUGAGCAGGAAUUGUGGCAGCCUGUCCUGCAGAGUCCUCUCACGCAGCCCCGCUCCACCCUCUACUGUAUUCUGGGUUUUGGGGGGAUGUUUAGCUCUACCUCCCUCACAGACAAGAAAAACCUGUUUCAGGUGUUCCACCCGAGCUGGGGGGAGUGGAGGACUCUGCCUUCAGCUCAGUCUCCCCGAAUGUCUAACCAGGGGGUUGCUGUCCUGAACAAUUUUGUUUAUCUCAUUGGAGGAGAUAAGAACACCAAUGGAUUUCGUGCAGAAAACUGCUGCUGGAGGUAUGACCCACGUCACAACAGCUGGGCCUCCAUUCAGCCUCUGCAGCAACAACACGCUGACCACUGUGUUUGCGUGGUGGGGGGUCACAUCUACGCCAUUGGGGGACGUGACUACAGCUGUGAGCUGGACUCAGUGGAACGCUACGACCCCAGCACAAACAUGUGGCAAUUUGUCUCUUCUCUGAAGAGAGAGGUGUAUGCCCACGCAGGAGCAGUGGUGGAUGGGAAAAUAUACAUAACAUGUGGGCGUCGAGGAAUGGCGUACCUCAGAGAGACAUACUGCUUUGACCCUGCAGCCAAUCACUGGGCGGUGUGUGCAGAGGGACCAGUGGAGCGGGCGUGGCAUGGCAUGGCUGCAGUCAAUGGACGCAUAUAUGUUAUUGGGGGUAGUAACCAUGAGCGUGGAUAUCGCCGGGAUGUCAACAAAGUGGCGUGCUUUGAUCCUGCAGCCAACUCUUGGACUUUAGUUGCCCCUCUCCCCUCUGGACAUGGAGAGCCAGGCAUCGCCGUGCUCGACUGCCGCAUCUAUGUCCUGGGAGGCCGUUCGCACGACAAAGGCAGGAGGAUGAAAUAUGUGCAUGUGUACAACACGGAUGCAGAUGAGUGGGACGGUGAGACUGAGUUCAAAGAGCGCGUCUCUGGCCUGGCAGCCUGUGUGGCCCUCAUGCCCCCUGCUGUCAUCACACAGGCCAGUAGUUCGGAGCAGCGCAUCAAGGCAUCAUGGGAAGUUGUGGAUGUGUAUACAUCAGAGGACUCCAGUGAGGACUGAAGCAUCCACACAAACCUGAAUCAAACCAUAUUGAACUUAACUUCUUCAGCACACUGAUAAUGUCUGUGGAUCAUUAAAUUAACUGAAUGAGUUUAUGGCCUUAAGGACUCUCUUUUAGCUUUACAGCAGAUUCUUUCUUUUUUUCAUAUGCUAAAUGCUGGUUACACUAACAUUUCUGCUUUAUACUCAAAAGGUGCCUGCUUGUGCUCAGAUUAUUUCAGCUUAGAUCCUCCUCUCAGUUGAUUGAAGAUCAAAAACACUUGAAAGAGUGUUUUGGAACUUUAGUUCAAGUUCAUAUUUUUUUGUUACAAAUCAGAAUCAAGAUCCUCUCAAAUGCUAAAGUUUCGGGGUUUAUCUUUUUCUUUAUUUUCUUCUGCAUGGGACUGUGGGUACAGAUGUUUUCUAGCUGUCCAAUCACAUUAGUCUGGACUCCUGAGUGCAGCACUUCUAGGAACUACGCAGCAGAUUCAUGAUUUUGAACCAUCGUUUGUCUAACAGGGAAAUCUGUGCCUUUCUGUUGUUGCCAUUUUCUUUAAUCAGUGUUGUUUGUGAAGGUUGGAGUUGGAAUGACAGAGUGUUUUUGCAGGUCGUAGGUGUCAGGAUGGUGCAGUUUUUCCAAGUGACAAACAUACAUUUUAUUGAUGUUGUUUGUAAAUGAGAAUCUGUUUACCUUGACAGCGCUAACCGGUUACCAUUUCAUGACCAACGAUGACUCUGCAGCUCCUCAUUCUUUCCUUUUCAUAAAAAUCUUUUAAAAAAAA